AAUCAUUAAGCUAUAUAACUAACUAACCAAUUUAUUGAAGCAAGAACAUCACCAAAAUCCUUACUUCCUAACCAUCAAUGGAGUUCAGGGGAACGAUGAUGAAGGCAGCUUGUAUUUUCUUGGUGGCAAUAGCGUUGAUAUCAUCUUUAGCGACGACUGGCGCCGUGGCGGAUGGGAUCGAGUCGUCGCCGAGAGUUAUAACGUGCAGGCGCGGGGAGCUUCCGACGAAGCUGGCGAUGUUGUGUUGGAAGGCGAUCUUCGAGGUGCCCUUCUGCGUGUUCGAGAUAGUUAAAGUGUACGAAGGUGGGUCGGUGUUCGACAUCGGGAAGCCUUGCUGCCGGGCGUUCGUCGACCUCUCCGACGACUGCAGGAUCGAGGUGUUCCAGCACUCCAAGUUUUUCCCCGUCAUUGAGGGCUUCUGUAAAGCCGUUAUCGGCGCCGGACCUAUCGGCGGCGGUGGCGUCGUCCGAGCUCCGCCUCCACAUCAUCAUUCCGGUUGAUGGGUCAAGAGAGCGAUUAAUUAGGUGGUUAUUAGCGUGAAUAAUUAAGGUGUGGAAAAAGAGAGAUGGAGAAAUCAGAAAUGUGUUGACUCACUUCUUGUAAAAUUAUUUACAAAAUUCAAUAUGUAUGAGUAUAUAUAAUAGCUCCUUCUUCUGAUCAAUAUCUCUAUAAGCUCUUUGUUUUCAGUGAAAGAUUUUCAAAUAAUUUCUAAUGUUAAAUGUUGAUAUAAACACAUAAUAUGAGGAGCAUGUAUGCAUGGUAAUAGUCUAAUUAUAGUGAAUUAGCUUUUCUAUUAACUUGAAAAAAGUAUAGCGUGUAUUCGUGAAUAUUUGCCGAUUCUAAAAGUGUUUAAAUGUCAUAUAAAAGUAAGGAUUUUGC
Molecule: messenger RNA, 879 nt
Organism: Linum trigynum
Lineage: Eukaryota; Viridiplantae; Streptophyta; Magnoliopsida; Malpighiales; Linaceae
Source: the annotation of a GenBank genome assembly